Lathyrus oleraceus (garden pea) is the source of this 729-nucleotide messenger RNA. RefSeq lists its product as uncharacterized. The coding region runs from base 16 to 573 and encodes 185 amino acids. Gene Ontology annotation, molecular function: cysteine-type peptidase activity. The record is from RefSeq and is a predicted model, not a curated record. Gene Ontology annotation, biological process: proteolysis. Lineage: Eukaryota; Viridiplantae; Streptophyta; Magnoliopsida; Fabales; Fabaceae. The transcript has 6 exons.
UUAUAUGACAAAUUGAUGGGUCCGCGUGGGUUGGAGCAAAGAUUCUCAUUCUUAAAUCCCAUGAAAACGAACUUAACCGGAAUGAUAAGAAAACCAGAUGAAGUCAGGACGUAUGUAGUCGAGCGCUUUAUGGCCGACACAGAUAGAGAAAAGUUGUUCUUUUUACCGUUUAAUACCGGCGACGGUGGACAUUGGUUGUUGGUCGCGAUAAAUCCUUUUAAAGAAAUUGUGUAUUAUUUGGAUUCUUUACACAAUGAUUGGACAACAUACCCUGCUAUGAAGACGAUAGUUGACACCAUUAUACAAACUGUUCGAGCACAAAGAAAAAUUCAAGUACCAAAGAGAAAAGCCAAUAACAUUACAUGGAAUAGAGUGGAGUGUCCUCGACAGCGUAAUAAUAUAGAUUGUGGAUAUUACACGUUGAGGUUUAUGAAAGAAACUCUUCUUAUGGAUCGAACAGAUAUUCCAUCUGAUUACUUUGAUGAAUAUAGAUGUGCUUAUUACUCAAAAGAUCAGUUGGAUGAAAUUAAAGAGGAAUUGUGUCAAUUCAUUAUCGAGCUACAGGUUUUGUGAGGUUAUAUAGCAUAUUUAGAAGAUAGAACUAGAAUGUGUUGAAAUACAUUUUGAUUAGCAUUUUUGGAGGUUAUUAGAAAUGUGUAGAUUUUUUGUAAAGGCAAACAUUUUCAAGUAUAUAUAUAAAUACUCAAAAAACUGCUGAAAUUAGAAGUA